CUCUCUUUAAUACAGUGCUUUAUCUGGAUGUGUAGAAGCAGUGUGUUGGAGAGCGUGUGCGAUAUAAAGCAGUAAGGCAGCGCUGGCAGCCAGUGUCCUGCCAGGGAGGACUCGCCCGCCACUCAGAAGUGAACGCAGCGCAGACCCGCACUGAGCUCACCUAGUUGAGCCGCCCUCGGCACUCGCUGGUCACCUGGAGAUCACUUCACUCUUUGACUGGAUUAAUCCCAAUUGAACCUUAGUUUGUUGUCCUCCCCUUCCUUUUCUCUGUCUUCAAGUCUAAGAUUGUUUUACGGUCAUGGGGUCUAUAAUUUCAUUUUUAUGUAGGCUGGCUAGGGGACUUCUCGUACUGUGAAGCGGAUGCCAAGUGGAUCUAUGUUCUUAAGAGACAAAAGAGCAAAAGAAGGAGAAUCCGUGGAACUUUAAGACCGAGGAGAAUGCAGUCUGUGUGUUGGUUCGCCGUCCUUCUCCUCUUACCGGCUGUGUACCUGGUUACUUGUGCCAAUGCUACAAGCACAAGAAAAUCAGAACUUCUAAAAUCAGGAAGCCCCAAAUCUACAUUAAAACAUAUAUGGACAGAAAGCAGCAAAGACUUGUCUAUUAGCCGACUGCUGUCACAGACAUUACAUGGAAAGGAAAACGCCACAGCUUUGGACCUGAGAUAUGACACCCCAGAACCUUACUCUGAGCAGGACUUGUGGGAAUGGCUAAGAAACUCUACAGAUCUUCAGGAUCCUCGGCCAAGAGCAAAAAGACGGCCAAUUGUUAAAACAGGAAAGUUUAAGAAAAUGUUUGGCUGGGGAGACUUUCACUCCAAUAUCAAAACAGUCAAGCUCAACUUACUGAUAACAGGAAAAAUUGUAGAUCACGGGAACGGAACUUUCAGCGUCUACUUUCGGCACAACUCCACCGGACAAGGGAAUGUAUCUGUGAGCUUGGUACCCCCAACUAAGAUUGUUGAGUUUGAUUUGGCACAACAAACUGUGAUAGAUGCCAAAGAUUCCAAGUCCUUUAACUGCCGAAUUGAGUAUGAAAAAGUUGACAAAGCAACUAAAAACACACUUUGUAAUUACGACCCUUCAAAAACCUGCUACCAGGAGCAGACCCAAAGUCAUGUGUCAUGGCUCUGCUCCAAGCCGUUUAAAGUAAUUUGUAUUUACAUCUCCUUUUACAGCACUGAUUACAAACUAGUGCAAAAAGUGUGUCCAGAUUACAAUUAUCACAGUGACACUCCAUAUUUUCCAUCAGGAUGAUAAGUGAGAGCUUAAGGGAUGAGGUACAAGGUUGAUGUAACAAUGGCUUCGGCCUCAGAUAAACUGGCUAUUUGUACUGUCCUGAAUGUGUCCACAAAGUAAUGGCGAUGCAGUCUGUGCUCUUUGUAAGACAGAAAUAAAAAAGUGUAGCAAACAUUUUAUCAAACACAUUUAAAUUAUUAGAAUAAACUCAGACUACGAAUGACAACCCAAAUAUUCAGAACUGUUGUCGUUAUGUUUGUGGGAAUUUAGGACCAAAUGGUAGGUUUACUGAAUCCAAAAUAUUUGUUACAAUAUUAAAGCACACACACACCCACACAUAUCACACUGUCUUAUUUAUUUCUCGAAACCAUCUUCAUGGUUUCCUCUGACACUUUUCAGCUUCUCCUUUGGAUUCCCACAAAAUUCUUCAGUGUUGAUACCAGUGUUUAAACACACAAGCAAACUCUACAUUCAUUUCAGGCUGUUUUAUUUUUAUUUAUUUAUUUAUUUUAACUUUUGAAUUUCAUCAGUGAAAUAAAGGUAAUCAUGCAUUGACUUUACAAGAAAAUGAACCCUAUCUCAUGUCAUUAAACUACAGUUCGAUUCGAAAGAGAAAGUUAAUAUUUAUGUUUUCCAAGACACAAAGGGUCUGAAUGCAUUCUUUAUUUAAGACAGACUCCUAAAGCGCUCCCGGCAGUCCUACUGGAUUUGGUUAUCAGUGUCCCUGAUCGAAAUGUAACUGAUGCAUUUGGAUUAAAAACAAUUGUUCACUGCUGCUAAUAAAGACAAGAGUAAACUCCCUACCCUUACAACUGGUGAUCAAGGCUGAUAACGCCAAUUCAGACAGUAUGCAUUUCAAAGAUAAGUAGACGCAUUCAAGGCAAUAUACGUGGUGCCCUUUUCUGAAAGGGUAAGCCUACUGGUGAGUUAGUCUUUUCUUAAUGUACAUGUUUUACUACAACAUUUUGUGUAAUCAAGAAGCUCUCUCUGGCCAAUAAUAUAUAUUUUUUUAUGUCUUGGCUUGAAAGGGCAGAAGAUGACAUUUUUAUUUGACAUGUAUGUUGUGAAAGGUCUGCUCACCUUAUUAUAUCAGUGUGACGAAAUGUAUAUUCUAGGCUCAAACUGUAUGAAUGAUUUGUAUUGUAUAUAGUUUAUCCUGUGAAACACGAGCUGCUGUAUAUUCUCUUGUACCUGUCA
This is a messenger RNA of Erpetoichthys calabaricus (reedfish), 2432 nucleotides long. RefSeq names its product neurexophilin 1 (gene nxph1). Bases 438 to 1253 code for a protein of 271 amino acids. Lineage: Eukaryota; Metazoa; Chordata; Cladistia; Polypteriformes; Polypteridae. The transcript is spliced from 2 exons. The record is from RefSeq and is a predicted model, not a curated record. Gene Ontology annotation, molecular function: signaling receptor binding.